Molecule: messenger RNA, 1149 nt
Organism: Rhododendron vialii
Lineage: Eukaryota; Viridiplantae; Streptophyta; Magnoliopsida; Ericales; Ericaceae
Exons: 2
Coding region: 1-1149 (382 amino acids)
Molecular function (GO): RNA-DNA hybrid ribonuclease activity; nucleic acid binding
Source: RefSeq, a predicted model, not a curated record
AUGGGAUCAAUAAAGCUGGUCGGCGGAAUCAUGACUCGGGUGUGCGUGUGUGAGCAUGAGAGCCCGAUGAAAUCUGAAAUGCAAAAAGCCUCCCCCUCCAGACUGGAUUCGCAACACCUUCAUAAUGGGGUUAAUAUCUGGACAAUUGUGUGGCGCCUUGCUCUUUCCGAACGUCUCAAAAUUUUCCUUUGGAAGUGUGUGAGAGGUAUUUUACCUGUCAAGCUCAAUCUCUGCUCUCGGCUCCACCAUCUCUCUCCCACCUGCCCCUUAUGCCUCUGCGAGGAUGAAAGCCUGGAGCAUCUUUUUUUUUCAUGUCCGGUCACUCAACCACUUUGGACUACUUCUACGUUUCGAAUUCCUACCCAGCCAUCAUGCUUUAAAACAUGGUUAUUGGAUGGGAUUAUCUGUUUGACUGCUUCCCCACAUGAGCAAGACCGAUUUUUCAACUACAUUGGCAUGCUCUGGGCUAUUUGGAAAUCUCGGAAUGCAACUGUCUUUUCUGGCGAGUCCUUCACACCUGGAAUAGCUCAGGCUCUCGCUACUGAUAAUGCUCUCUGGUUCAAACGCUCGUCCCUAUGGAAUACUAGUGCACUACGUCGUCCGGCCCAACCUUCGCCAAGGCUGCCACCCCCUCCAUCCUUUGUUAUUCAGCCCUACCCGCCAUUCAUCCUUUUGGAUCAACGGGUGGCUCAUAUCACCGUUGAUGGUGCGUGGAAAGAGGGAUCCUCAAAAAGUGGGUUGGGUUUUCAGGCAUAUGAUCCAAAUGGCAAUAUUAUUCAGCAAUGUUCCGUGUCUUGCUGCAGCUCAACCCCCCUCCAAACGGAACUUAUGGCCUUACUUCUGGCUGUUACAUGGGCUUUACAUCACCACUUUAACGUUAUUUUCCUCUACUCUGAUUGCUUAAAUGCCAUUUUGCAGCUAGCGGGCCGAUCUGAGCCCCAUUAUGCGGAUGUAUUUUUGUUGCACAACCUUCGGCAGGAACUCUCGAAGCUCGAUUUUUGCAGGUUAUCCAAGGUUGAUCGCAAGGACGCACACCCAGCCCACUGCCUAGCCAAACGGGCGUUGCAGUCCUCCUCUACAUUUCCAGCAGCACGGGGAAUUCCGUUUUGGACAGGAGCUACCACGGGCCAUUUCUUUUUGUUUAUUUAG